AUGAACAACCAGGCGCGGUCCCCGGCUCCCGCCCAGACCCGGACCUCAAGUCUUGUCCGGGCUUCGGCCCCUACCCGGGCCUCGACCCCGAUCCGGACCCCGACCCCAGUCCAGACCUCGACCCCGGUCCAGGCCUCGACCCCGGUCCGGACCCCGACCCCGGUCCAGGCCUCAACCCCGGUCCGGACCCCGACCCCGGUCCAGGCCUCGACCCCGGUCCGGACUCCGACCCCGGCCUCGACUCCGGUCCGGUUCCCGACUCUGGUCCAGACCUUAAAUCUGGUUCGGAUCCUGUCUCCCGGCCGUACCCCGACCCCAGGCCGUACCCCGACUCCGGUCGGCACCCCGACUCCAGUCCGAACCCCGGCGCCAGUCCGGACCCCAGCUCCAGUCGGGACUCCGACUCCGGUCCGGACCCCAGCCCCAGUGAGGACCCCGGCUCCGGUCGGAACUCCGAAUCCGGUUUGGACCCCGGCUCCUGUCUCAACCCCAGCUCCGGCCGGAACCCCGGCUCCGGUCUGGACCCCGGGUCCGGUUCGGAGCCCGGCCGCAGUCUGGACCCCGACUCUGGCCUGGUUGCCGGGCCCGGCCGCGGUGCAGGCCUCGGACCCCUCCGCGAACCCGGCGCUCGUCUUGGAGCCGUCCCUGGAGCCCGCCCCGGAGCCAGCGCUGUCGGAGGCGGCUCCCGCGCUGUGGAGCCUGAAGCGCGGGCGGCUGUCGAGCGCCGUCGCUGCGCCCGCCCCUGCGCCCGCCCCGGAGCCGCCUCCCGCGCUCUCGGCGUCCGCCGCUGCCAUCCCGGGGGCCACCCGGUUCAACGACUCCUCGGGUCCUGGGCCCGCCCCAGAGCCCGCCCCGGAGCCCGGCGCGAAGCCCGCGCCGAAGCCCGCCCCUUCGGCCAUCUCCGUGUGCUCCAACGCGGCGGCCUCCACCAGCAAGACCCUCCAAAUCGACAAGAGAAUCUUGGUCCGAGUCGUCUACUGCGGCCUCUGAAGCUAUGGCCUUCGGUACAUUCUACUGAAAAAGAACCUGGAGGAGCUAUUUCCAGAUUGUCUGCUCUUUGAGGAGGAGAGAGCUACCCAGGCCUCUGGGGAGUUUGAAGUGUUUGUGAAUGGGAAACUGGUUCAUUCCAAGAAGAAAGGUGAUGGCUUUGUGGACGAGGCCAAGCUGCGGAAAAUUGUGAUUGUUAUCAACGAAGAGAUCAAGAAAAGGUAG
Molecule: messenger RNA, 1212 nt
Organism: Lepus europaeus (European hare)
Lineage: Eukaryota; Metazoa; Chordata; Mammalia; Lagomorpha; Leporidae
Gene: SELENOV
Product: selenoprotein V
Exons: 6
Biological process (GO): response to selenium ion
Cellular component (GO): cytosol
Source: RefSeq, a predicted model, not a curated record